Molecule: messenger RNA, 1204 nt
Organism: Daldinia caldariorum
Lineage: Eukaryota; Fungi; Ascomycota; Sordariomycetes; Xylariales; Hypoxylaceae
Product: glycoside hydrolase family 61 protein
Exons: 3
Coding region: 335-1042 (235 amino acids)
Source: RefSeq, a predicted model, not a curated record
GCCAACCGUUGAAUAUUGUUUCGCCGAUGUCAACUAUCGGUCCGCUAGGCCGUAUCCUUAGAUUGUGACCAACUAGCGUGGCUGUACGGCAAUGCUCGAAUGUAUCCAUGGCCCAUGCUUAUGCGCUCGGGAAUUAUUUGCUCAAGUUAAUAUCGACUCGCCGAGUUGGAGUGUUUCUAAUGAUAGCACUAACCUUGGUGGCGGAAUAUGGACAGGUGCCGCACCCACCGGAAGAGGACUUGGGCGAGGGUUGGGAGCAUCUAGACAUCUAGACUAGAGCAGAUCAUGGAGAUAUAAUCAAGCAUCAUCGGGUCUUACGGAUUCUAUAGUCAGGAUGCUCUUCUCACUUCCUCUUCUCGUCGCACCGGCCCUGGUCGCCGCCCACGGUGCCGUAACAAGCUACGAAAUUGGCGGAAAGAAAUACGAGGGUUACCAGGGAUUUUCCCCCGUCCAAGGGGCUCAGAUCAUCCAGAGACAAUGGCCCGACUACAACCCGAUCAUGACCGUCACGGACCCUAAGAUGACCUGCAACGGCGGCACCUCCGCCCCCCUCGCCGCCGAAGUCGCCGCUGGUCAGAACGUGACUGCGUUCUGGAAGCAGUGGACUCACCAGCAGGGCCCCGUGAUGGUGUGGCUGUACAGCUGCGACGGCGAAUUCACGGCCUGCGACGGCAAGGGCAAGAAGUGGUUCAAGAUCGACGAGAUGGGCCUAUGGGGCAACGUCCUGAACAGCAACAACUGGGGAACCGCCAUGGUCUUCAAGGACCUGAAGUGGUCCAGCCGGAUCCCCAAGAACCUCAAGCCCGGCAACUACCUCAUCCGCCACGAGCUGCUCGCUCUCCACCAGGCCAACACGCCCCAGUUCUACCCCGAGUGUGCCCAGAUCAAGGUUACCGGCUCCGGUACCGCUACUCCUCCGGCUAACCUCCUGACUUCCAUUCCCGCAUAUGCUGCCCAGUCUGACCCUGGUAUCAUGGUCGACAUCUACCAAGGUGGUGGAACUUCGUACAAGACCCCUGGUCCGGCCGUGUGGAUUGGGUGAACAGGAUAAGGAGGAGAUCAUGAUAAUGAAUAAUGCAUGGUUAGGCGAUGGAAAUGUGUAUAUAUAUUUUAAAGACUAACUACCUCGCUUGAUGAUUGAUACUUUGGAAUAUAUUACCAUUUUGCCCCGUCGCUGUCUCUGUGGGCUGUUAGUAGUGCAUUG